AUGGUUUCAGUAUCAACACUUUUGCAGGUGAUUACUCGCCAUUUUGAGGCCCCUCAACCAUCUUUCUUACAGAUGCAUGCUAACGCCAUCAUGCGUUUUGUAUGCAGUGUUCCGUUAAGUCUGCGGAGCCGCACGGAUAAGCUGAACAUGAUGCAGAUUGUGCUGCACUGCCCGCAUGCGACUACAUUGUUUGCGAAGGAUGCCCAGUUAAGCGCCCGAAUACUUUUGUCUUUUUUUGUUGAUCGCAUGGUGGAUGACGGGGAGCUUGAGGAGGUGCAACGGCAGAUUAUUCGAUCUGUUAGCGUCAAUCAGGACUUGCCUACUCCUCUUCUCUUGACAAUGGCACGAAAGCUAUCGCGUCAACGACGCGACUCAUCACAAAUGGAUUCUUCGCCGGCACUAGAGCAGGAAGACGCCCUUGUGGAAGAACUUCUCGAGCGCGUCGUUCGCCGGAUGCCAAGGUUUGGGCAGGGCAUACGUGAGGGUACCACUGAUGCAGUUCUGUCGCAGAAGGAAAUGCAUAAAAGAGAGAGUACUGGAUUCGAGAAACCAGAGCUACUGUUCCUCAUUUCUACGCUUCGCCAUACUACGGCGUCACGCUCGGCCCGCUGGAGGGAUAAUGGCAUGGAGACGAUCUCCACCCCGAUGCCACUCUCUGCACAUAUCGUGGAGCCUGUGGUGCAAUGUGUGCAAUCUUUCCCUACGUUUCGUAAAGAAGAUGCGUCACCACGGUCAGAUGACUGGGUUCUCAUGGCACAUCUUAUUGGUUGCUGUGACACGAGACUCCACGACUUAGGGGUGCAACUGUGGCGGCAGAAGGCAAGCCGCUAUGAGCCAAUCGGUAGGACACUUCACAAUGGGCUUAGUUUCUCGUUUGCGCUGGCGGGUUUUUUGUGCGCUUUGAAGGGUGCGGCAAAACGCGAUGCCCUGGAACUAUGGAUUGACAUUGUGACAACUCCUGAGGACUUGUCUGAAAUGUCGCAGAAAAUGCUGCGGCUGCUGCUUGUUGACGUAACACUCACGCUUCGUGGUGGUUGUGAGACUCAUUUCCAUGAGCAACUGAUUUUGGGAGGAAAUCGUAUUUUGGCUGCUUUGGAUGCAGCGUAUGCAUCCUCGUCACCAUCGGCGGUGGUUGCGUCGCGCAACAGUGCGUGGACACGCAUGUCGUUUGUUAGAUUCUUCCCACCUUUAGAAACCCCAAAGGAGCUUGAAAACACUUUACUACGACUGAGGGAGGCUUUUGCGGUGAAUGACGCGAUGGAUUCCGAAUUUAUCCGAGAAUCGGCGGAUUUUGUUCGGUUUCUGCAACGAAAGGACUUUGUCGACAAACACAUGUUGGCCGCAGUGUCACAACUGUUGGCUGAACGGCUUCUACACAUGUUGGAACGACCCUUGUCGGAUGAAGAGUGCGCAGUGGCGCUCAUUCCUGCCAUCGUUACUUUCACCGCACAGUUGCGUGACAUCCAGGCGAAGGAAUCAAAAGAAGAGGAAGAUGUCACGUUGAGGAAUUUAUUUCACGCGAUUGCCAUGAAGCUGCUUCACCACGAUUCACUAAAGGCCACGCCUUUUCUUAUUGCUGUGCUAUUGCAGAUGAUGGAACUGUUUGAUUUUACCUCAACUACUCAGCACACCACAAAGGUGCGUGAACUCACCCUUACCGCACUCCGAUCGGUGCCGAGCAAGUUGCAGGAAAUCAACUCACAUACAGCACAGCACUGCCUUGACCUGACACUUCGCGCUGUUCGUUUUCAUGUGGCGGACAGCGAGGUGUUAACAGCGGCGCUUGUGGCACUGCGGCAUACCACGGAUGGCGCCAUUAUGCAAGAGAUGAAUUGGGAACAACGGAGCUUGACAAUCGAGCGGGGCGCCGUUGUUUACCGCGAACUUUCACACUCUUUUGCCACUCUAAAGCAGGCGAGGCGGCUAGGGAAACAAAUAGUAACUAUGACAGCGUUGGUUGCCUCAGAAAAAGUUGCCCCACGUGGGCCACCGAUGCAGUCCAAUGGAACUUGUGGGUAUAAAGACUGGAAGUACUUGCGACGGAGCGCGCAGGUAAUGUGGUUGGUUGCGGUGCGAGCAGCUCUCUUACCGAUUCCGCGAACUCCUGUUGACCGCUACCUGGUGUCGAUGCUGCGGUUUGUAAAAAAGUAUUGGAUUGCUGAGAAGUUGACAAUGAAUGGGCAAAAAGACAAGAUGACAAAGGAUAUGGUCGUACAAGAGGUUGAUGAGAGAUUAAGUCGGGAUUUUUUGGAUGGCCUCCUACCGUUGCUUCAUCCGCUUAUGGCUUCAGCCUUCACAAACAAGAGAGUUUUUUUUGCAAAUUUGCGGCGCAACAAACUCAUCAUCUCCACUGCAUGUGGGGUCUUGCAAAGGAAUAAGGAUUUCUUGUCGCCCUGUGUGUGGUUCCAUGCACAGCGGACGUUGUCCAAUCUUCCUUCCGCCCUAACGGGCCAAGCCACGUCACUUGAACUUGGGACACUACAACUAGCUUUGAAGCACACUCUUCGAAAUGUUCGGGCGUGUAACAAUCGUGGGACGUGGCACUUGACGGAGCACAGAAAGACACUUCGACAAGAAACAGAAGAUGAGACUAUUUUGACCCCUAAAUGGAUCGGUGACAUGUUCUCCUGCGCGGAGCUUAUCGAUGACCCCGACUCACGGGCCUAUCUCAUCUCACUCAUCACAGAUUUUCUAGAGGCGACGGGCGGAGAGGCGGAGGAAAAUGGGGAUGGCGCACCAAUUUCGGAAGAAGAAGAAAAGACACAGUCAGUUUUUUUGCAAAAGAUAAUACAGGCGCUGCGGCGUGGUUCUGUGUUGUAUGACUGA
Trypanosoma rangeli is the source of this 2826-nucleotide messenger RNA. RefSeq lists its product as uncharacterized. The record is from RefSeq and is a predicted model, not a curated record. Lineage: Eukaryota; Euglenozoa; Kinetoplastea; Trypanosomatida; Trypanosomatidae. The coding region runs from base 1 to 2826 and encodes 941 amino acids. The transcript has a single exon.